Molecule: messenger RNA, 1170 nt
Organism: Lithohypha guttulata
Lineage: Eukaryota; Fungi; Ascomycota; Eurotiomycetes; Chaetothyriales; Trichomeriaceae
Gene: ebp2
Product: rRNA-processing protein EBP2
Exons: 2
Coding region: 1-1170 (389 amino acids)
Biological process (GO): rRNA processing; ribosomal large subunit biogenesis
Cellular component (GO): nucleolus; nuclear periphery; preribosome, large subunit precursor
Source: RefSeq, a predicted model, not a curated record
AUGGUCAAAAAGAGCAAAUUGCUGACCGCAUUGGAUGCGCAAAAAGGACGAGACUACGAGGCAGAAAAGCGCAGGAAAGUACAGAAACAAGCAGAAAAGAAGAGAAGACAGAAGCAGGACGCCAAACAAGAAACAAAAGAUUACGCCGAGGAGGAUGGAAAGACUGUCAAUGGUGUCCCAUCCGCCGAGCAGCUCGAAAAAGCCGCCAUAAAACCUUCUGCUGCAGCAGACGACUUCGAGGAGUUCGAGGACUCUGAAGACGGAGAUGAGGACGACACAGAAGACCAGACGACAAAUGAAACGAUACCACAGCCAGAGAACACAGCCGAUGCAUCAGCGUCAGAGGCAGAGCAAGAUUCUGAUGUGGACUAUUCAGAUCUGGAGGAAGAGGACCGAGAAGACGUGGUGCCACAUCAGCGCAUGACAAUCAACAAUGGCCCUGCCUUGAUCGCUUCGAGAAAGAGGGUCGCAAUUGUCUCAGACAAGCCAAAACACCCAUUCCAUUUCCACAAUUCAAUCACAUCGACCGACAAGACAGCCGACGAGUUGAUACCAGAUGCGAUGGACGACGAAACGCGUGAAUUGAUGUUCUACAAAAUUGCUCGUGAUGCUACAGUACAGGCCCGAGAUUUGCUGAAGAAGGAGAAGGUCCCAUUCACAAGACCCCCAGAUUACUUUGCUGAAAUGGCCAAGAACGACGACCACAUGGACAAAGUCAAGAAGAAGCUGUACGACGAGGCUUCGAGCAAGAAAGCAGCAAACGAAGCUCGAAAGCUGCGUGAUGCUAAGAAGUUCGGCAAGCAAGUGCAGCUUGCUAAGGAGCAAGAGAGAUCUAAGGAAAAGAGAGACACGCUAAACAAGAUCAAGGAGCUCAAGAGGAAACGAAAAGAUAACGACACCGGCAGAGUCACAGAAGGCGACGACCUGUUUCAGGAAGUCAGUGUCGACAACACUUUAUCGACACAAAAACGCGAUCGCAGUGGUGCACUAAACGCAAAACGACAGAAAAAGGACAGCAAGUUUGGCUAUGGCGGCAAGAAGCGAUUCUCAAAGUCAGGUACUGCGGAGAGCAGUGCCGAUAUGCGAGGUUUCUCGGCGAAGAGAAUGAAGGGAAAGGGCAAGCCAGCAAGCAGACCUGGAAAGAGCAGGAGAGCUGCUACCAGGUCAUGA